Molecule: messenger RNA, 5510 nt
Organism: Anolis carolinensis (green anole)
Lineage: Eukaryota; Metazoa; Chordata; Lepidosauria; Squamata; Anolidae
Gene: kif17
Product: kinesin family member 17
Exons: 14
Coding region: 2111-4381 (756 amino acids)
Biological process (GO): spindle elongation; microtubule-based movement; mitotic spindle organization
Cellular component (GO): microtubule associated complex
Molecular function (GO): microtubule binding; ATP binding; microtubule motor activity
Source: RefSeq, a predicted model, not a curated record
UGGGAGAGGCGAUGGCUGAUGAUGGGAUUAGGUGAGUCAGGAUCCAGGGAAAAGAAGAUGGUAUUGUCUUGGAACACCUGGAGCAUACCUGCCUCUCUGCAGAGGGGAUAUGCCAUUCCUGAAAGCUGAUUAAAACGUCCAAAGAUUGCUCAAUUCUUAAGUGGUCUGGCUUUGCCCUCCAAAGCUUAAGAAAGAGUUAAUUGAGCUAUUGCAGAAGGUGAUCAUGAAACCGCUGGGUGAGGUCAUCCGGAGUUUUGGAGUUCAGUGCCAUCUCUACGCAGAUGACACCCAACUCUACUACUCUUUUUCCACCUAAAUCCAAGGAAGCCCCUUGGAUACUGGACCAGUGUCUGCUGUGUUGGUCUGGAUGAGGGCGAACAAGCUGAAGCUCAAUCCUGACAAGAUAGAGGUCCUUCAGGUCAGUUGUACGUCUGAUCGGGGCAACCUGUGCUUGAUGGGGUCACACUCCCCCUGAAGGCGCAGUUCCGCAGCUUGGGGGUCCUCCUGGACUCAAUGCUGACACUUGAUGCUCAGGUGUUGACGGUGGCUUUGAGGUCGAGCCGGCAAGAGCCCCCUGCGUUCAAUCUGAUCUGACCUGCAGCAGGGAGUUACGCAGAUUCGGAAAGCCCCAUAGGACCAGCCACUCACGAAAUGUGUGCCCCAGCAGCAGCCUCAACGAGCCGGGACUAUCCUCUUCUCUGCUUCUUCCCCAACCCUAACAUUGUAACUAAUCCCGAAUAAAAGUAUCAUUGCAUUUUAACUUUUUCCCUCUCAUUGUGAUACUGUGAUAUUAGCCCUCUAACACAUGAGCCUUUCCUUUCACGAACCGCGGGAAGCCGCUGGCAAGAUGAAAUUGUGUUUCUUUGAAUCGUGGAUACUGAGAACCCCAUCCGCGCGUCAACGGAUCGGUACCAUUUUUGCAUUAUAUUUUCCUAGGCUAAUUCUAAGACUAACUGCUAUCUCACUUUCUGCACUCUGGACUCCUAUGCUCCAGGAAAUAACCUUUUGUUCCAAGGAAUCAAAUUUAAAGGGAAAGAACAGCUGAUUGUCGUCCAUGGCUCUCCGCCGCUGUGCAGCCCUUGCCACCUGCCUGCCGCCGCCUAAGAAAUUUGGACUCCACAAUGAACUCGAUAGAGUCAUCCAGAUGUUUCCCCAUACAGAACCCUCAUUGACCUCCUUCAGGACUCUGGUCAACCUCGCCAAAUUAUUUAGAAACUUGCUGGAACCUUUUUUUCACCCUCAGAUCUUACGUUUUCCUAUUUGAUUUAUGAACUUAUCCUGGACUUUUUGGUGGGUGGGAUGGGUUGUUAUGAUUUCCUCUUUCAUGAAUGUAUCCCUUAUAUGUCUCCCUUUCCCCAUGUCUCCUAUAUGAACUAUAAAAAUAUGAGAUGCCACCUUUGUGUGACCCCAGCACUCCAGCCCUCAGGGAAACCUUCUCAUUUCCAAGGGUGUAUAAUACAGGAUUCAACCAAAGACUCCUUGCAUGCACAAGAACAAUGGACAUCCUCUCCAGGCUUUGGAGCAGGGCCACCUGGAGAGGAUGCUCCCCUCACGUAAUCCUGUCAUAUUCCAAUGAGGGACAAUCCGCCUUCGAAAAGCUGAGAUUGUCCCAAUCUUUUCUUCCUUUGUCUCCACACCCUGGCCGAAACUGCUAUCAAGAUCUCGUCUAUUUGUUUCUGUAUCCAGUCCCUGGAAAACCCGGACCCUGGCAGCCACGUCAGACUCAGAUAUAUAUUCACACUACUGGAAAUAAUACCUAGCUGGCUGGAGGAUCCCUAGGGGUUAUCACCAGCUGCCGGACACCCAUUAAGCCAUUAUAAUCCACUCAAAUUUCACUCCCCAGUCCUUUGUUUCCUGCUUGGACCGCCUCGUCACUCCCGAUUGGCCGAGAGGCUGGCUCUCUGAUUGGCUGAGGCAUCCAAACCUCUUCUCCAGCUGAUGACAACAGCCAAUCAGCACGAAGCCGGUAGAGGGGGCGGGAGCGGGAAAUUCAAAGUUGACCACCCUGUUUUUUCCUAUAAAAUGUAGUGUAAUGCAUUGUAUGUCAUGUCUGCUUGAUGAAUGAUCGCAGUUUGACAUCCUUUCCAGCUGGAUCGCAAUAAACAACUCGAUGGUCUUUCUUCAGCCUUUGGGGGUUACAGAAGGCUACAAUGGUACCAUCUUUGCUUAUGGGCAGACAGGCAGUGGAAAGUCCUUUACCAUGCAAGGGGUCCUGGAGCCAUUUUCCCAGAAGGGCAUUAUUCCCAGAGCUUUUGAACACUUAUUUGAGAGUGUACAGUGUGCAGAAAACACCAAGUUUUUGGUGAGGGCAUCAUACUUGGAGAUCUAUAAUGAAGAUAUCCGAGAUCUCCUUGGUUCUAACACCAAACAAAAGCUUGAGCUGAAGGAACAUCCAGAGAAAGGGGUUUAUGUGAAGGGCCUCUCACAGCACACUGUGCAUAGCAUUGCCCAGUGCGAGCACAUCAUGGAGACAGGCUGGCGAAACCGUGCUGUGGGCUACACCCUGAUGAACAAGGACUCCUCCCGAUCCCACUCUAUCUUCACUAUCAACAUGGAAAUCUACGUUGUAGAUGAGAGAGGGCAAGAUUACCUGAGGGCUGCAAAGCUCAACCUGGUGGACCUGGCUGGGAGUGAGAGACAAUCCAAAACCGGGGCUGUUGGUGAGCGCCUCAAAGAAGCUACAAAAAUCAACUUGUCCCUCUCAGCAUUGGGCAAUGUCAUCUCAGCUCUGGCAGAUGGACGGAGCAAGCACGUUCCCUACCGAGACUCCAAACUGACCCGGGUGCUACAGGACUCUCUCGGAGGCAACACUAAGACACUCAUGAUAGCCUGUCUGUCUCCUGCUGACAAUAACUAUGAUGAGUCUCUGAGCACCUUGCGGUAUGCUCACCGGGCAAAAAAUAUCAAGAACAAGCCUCGUAUUAAUGAGGAUCCCAAGGACGCUCUGUUGAGGGAGUACCAGGAGGAAAUCAAGACAUUGAAGGCAAUCUUGGCACAGCAGCUGAACAGCGGCAGAUGCCAGGAACUGUCUCUGCCUUUACCUUCUGAAGCUGCUAAACCAGAGGUCAAGACAGAACCUUCUCUGGAAUCCCAAGUAGAUGUUGAGAAAGAGAAACAGCAAAUCAGAGAAGAGUAUGAGGAGCAAUUGGCCCGGUUGAAGGCUGACUAUGAAGCAGAACAAGAAUCUCGUGUCCGGCUUGAAGAGGACAUCAGUGCCUUGAGGAAUGCAUUUGAACAGAGGUUCCACACUUUAGAGGAGAACCUCAAGAAAGAAGCAGAAACCAGCCAACCAGUGGAAGCUGCGACUGACCAAGGCCUUUCAUCCCCAGGUCCAGCUGAAGAAAUAGAUGUAUCAGCUAAGGCUCAGGAGUCUGAGGCAGUUGGGUAUCCUGCUCCUCCAGCUGCCCAGCCCACAGAGAAAACAGUCAGACCAGGGACACCUGGAACCGAUGUGGCUGAUGAACUCCUGGUGCCUGUGGAUCAGCAGCAAGUGCUUGCCAGGUUGCAGAUGCUGGAGCAACAAGUGGUAGGAGGAGAACAGGCCAAGAACAAAGACCUGAAGGAAAAGCAUAAACGGUGCAAGAGGAUUGCAGAUGAGCGGAAGCAGCAGCUGCUGGCGGCUCUGCAGAAAUCAGAUGACGACAGCAGUGACUGGGUCCUGCUCAACGUCUAUGACUCUAUCCAGGAGGAAGUGCGAGCAAAAAGCAAAAUGCUGGAGAAGAUGAAGGAAAAGCUGCGGGUUGCGGAGACCGAAAUCAAAGAUCUUCAGUCUGAAUUUGAACUGGAGAAGAUUGAUUAUUUGGCCACCAUCCGGCGCCAAGAAAGGGAACUCCUGCUCCAUCAGCAGCUCUUGGACCAAGUGCAACCACUGAUACGGCGGGAUUGCAAUUACAGCAACUUUGAUAAAAUCAAGCGAGAGUCCACCUGGGAUGAGGAUUCUAGUUGCUGGAAAAUCCCAGAACCUGUCACUCAAAAGACCAGUCUCCCUGUUGCAGUGUCAUCGGUGUCACAGACCAAAACAGGGAGGAAGAGUUCAUCCUCAGACAAUGGAGAUGCAGGGACAAUGGAAGAAGAUCGCUACAAGAUGAUGCUGAGCAAAAGUGACAGUGAGAAUAUCGCCACUAAUUAUUUUCGGUCAAAACGGGCAAGCCAGAUUCUCAAUGCUGAUUCCAUGAAAAGCCUUGCUUCCCAUAACUCUCCUCCUUUGAUGAACAACAACACCUCUAUUCUAACAUCCAGCUUGGCACCCAUGGCCCCGGCCCAGACAGUGGAGAUGCCUCAGCUGCGCCCUUUCCGCCUGGAAUCCUUGGACUUCCCUUCUCCUUCAGCCAAAACAAAACGCAAGAAAAGCCGGAACAAUCAGAGCGGAGACCCCCUCUGACUUCGGGGGUGGUAGUCUGUUUCCUGUUCUCUCUGGCCAACCUCCAGCCUUCUUAUCUUGGUGCUGCAAGUACUUUAUAAAGUGAUCAGUGGCUUUUCCUUUGUAGGAAAGUGAAUGCAAUUAAAUGCCAUUUCCCACUAGUCUAAUCAACAUGAUCAAGUUAGGGCUGAUACCUCUCACUGUGAAUGGAUCCUUUUGCCAUUUUGUAGCAAUACUGCAUUUCAGCAUAUCUUUUCCUCUUACUCAUUGCUGUAUCAAACAGCAAGAAUUUAAUCCAAACCAGAAGAAAUGGAUUAAGAAUUUUUAGAAACAGACCUUUGACUUCCUACACUCCGUCCAUUGACUUCGCCCGUAACAGCACAGGAAAUGGUUAUGCACAAUUCAUUGUCCUUCCACCAAAAGUUUCAACAGGACAGUGACAGAAUAUCUUUAACACACUUUAUGUCUGGAUUCUGCUCCAGACGAUUCUUAAGGGAAAAGAAAAGGCAACAAUUUCUGAAAGAAUGAGAGAGGAGGCUCAGGAGUGAAAUGAGGGCUAAAGGAGGAACCCGUCCCAGCAAUCCAAGGAGAGAAUCUGCAAGCUGAAAAGGUUAACGGAACUUUAACUGAAAUUCAUGUAUCUGGAAAAGCUCUGGGUAGGACUAUGCAUUCUUUCUGGCAAUUGGCCAAACCCUCAUUCAGCAACAUUAAAGGGGCAACUGAGUGCUGAGAAAGUAUUUCUAAUCCACUGAGGGAUUUAUGGAAAACUGCCUUCUCAUCAGAAGUAUCUGAGUAAUGUCCUGGGCUUGGAAGCCUGCUAAGAAGCAGAGGUUCUGUCUUGUAAUUCACUCAGUGACCCAGCACUUAGUAGUGACUCUUAGGCUCAUAAUCCAUAGAUGGGAUGUUAUUUGAGGAGAGAAAGAAGACUAUUAGGUCUUUCGGGUUGGGAAAGAGUAGACUGAGACUCAAUGUAGAUUCCACAUAGUACUCUUUACCCAAUUUGGUUUGCACAGUUGCAUUUUCUUCUGGAUGAGAAUAGUUGAACAAGUGCUGCUAGGUUGGAUCCAUGUAGAAUUCAAACUUUACUUCUAAACACUUUUUUUCAUUUUCAUCUUUCAUGUAAGCGCAAUAAACUGCCUGUUAAUGAUAA